GCGUGUUGAACUGUUGCUCUGUAAUAUGAUAUAAGGAACUACAGACCUGGUGUUUGUAAACAGUUGACUACAAGGACGUCUGGCGCUAGUCGAGUGACAAUGUCGCAGCUACGAUUAAGCUUUGCUUUCUUCAUGUUGCUAGUUGCAUUGACAAACUCAAAUGUUUUACUGACAUACGAUACACAGCAGCCAGGGUUCUUAAACAAUUUCACUUGCGGUUUGCUUACCUGUGAAAAAGCGCUUAGCACUGGCGAGCUAUACGUAGAGAAGUUUAACUUGAUCAAUAUUGGUCAAAACGCAUCUAAAUUGGCCACGAUCUUCGCAAAAUGUGGGAAACAGGUCAUGGCUUCUGAGAUAUCCUUAACAGAGAAGUCCUUUAACCGCUCUAUGGCUAGAGUCCAGCUGGCUAUUCAUAACUCGCUCAUUUGUUUCCGAGGCUCCUUUCUGUGUGAGGUGAGUUAUAGGAAUGACGAAUUUGAGAGCCUAACGGAUAUGUCAAUUAAAAGGCCUAAUCACGAGACACCUUACAGUCUUCAAGACAAGAUGGAGUUCCUUGCAGAGACCAUCACAAGUUUAAAGUAUGUUGUUCAAGAGCUGAGGCAGUGUCCAGAUGAAAAUCUCCACAAGGAUUGGACUCUAGCAUUUCGCGGAACAUCAGGAAUUAAAAAAUCUGUGUAUGACGCGUACAAGCUAGGGCUAGGCAUUCCCGAAGUUGUAGAAAGCGGAUGCAAGCAGGUUGGUCAAAGUUUGCCCUGCGCCAACCACUACAGAAACAACGCCAUCUUGGACAACUGGACAGACAUCUCUCAAGUAGCACUGGUGCUCUUCAAAGAUAAUGUCAAAGUAAAACAAGUCAUCUUUGACGGUGCCGGCUCUAACUAUAUGAACUGGCUGACCAAGGCAAGAGUCCUCGACUCGUCAUGGAGUGACAUGAAAACCCAAGUGUCCAAUAUUUUCAGCAUCGAUGGAAAUAUCAGACCAGAUCUUAAAAGAGUCUUCUUGCUCAACAGUGUCUACGGUGGUUGUCCAAACGAUGUCGGCUGGUUCGUGGCUGUUGACAUGGAAACUGACGGCUGUAAUUGGGCGAAAAACCCAGAUUUUCCAAUGUUCUUAUACUCCAUGUCCAAUGAAAGGGAAAAUUACAAUAGCGUUAAUAUCUCAACCGCCGAUUACUUUGCGAUCUUUGUACGAAAUUUUAAUCUCCCUUAAGGCUAUGUGGGACACUAAAUUUAAAUUUCGAUUUUCAGUUUUAACCUAAUUUAAAAAGCCCAACCAUUUCUGGACAUAAAAAUAUCAUUUUCAUGAUUGGCGAAUAAUUACUUAUUUUUUUU
This is a messenger RNA of Biomphalaria glabrata, 1331 nucleotides long. RefSeq lists its product as uncharacterized. The transcript has 4 exons. The coding region runs from base 100 to 1209 and encodes 369 amino acids. The record is from RefSeq and is a predicted model, not a curated record. Lineage: Eukaryota; Metazoa; Mollusca; Gastropoda; Planorbidae.